AUGGCACACCUUCCAACGCGGUCAUUCCAGGCCUACCAGGUCUUUGCCGCAAACACCAACGUCGGAAAGACGAUCCUCUCCACAGGUCUUGUCCGUGCCGCUGCCGCCCUCUCCGUCGGAGCCGAGAAGCAGAAACGCGCUGCCACCAAGGCCUUUUAUUUGAAGCCUGUCCAAACUGGCUAUCCUGUCGACUGUGACGCUAGACAUGUCAAGACGUACGCGCCACUUGUGGAGACCAGCCGGCUGUACGCUUACCCUGAUCCGGUCAGCCCCCAUAUCGCGACCACCAAUCCUCCACCCGAUUCGGAAGUGCUGCAGGCAACCAUCAACGCGAUUCGCGCGUUUAAGCAGAGUCUUGGACAUGGGGACAAAGGAUGGGCGCUCUUGGAGACUGCUGGAGGCGUGAACAGCCCCAUCAUGUCGGGAGAACUGCAGUCGAAAUUCUAUCGCCCCCUUCGCCUCCCCACCGUUCUCGUCGGAGAUAGCCAUCUUGGCGGUAUCUCGACGACCCUCACCUCCUACGAGUCUCUUCACCAGUACGGAUACGACAUCCCCGCCCUCCUCCUCUUCGACAACAAGUCUAGAAACCAUGAGUUCCUCGAGAGAUACUUGGCCAAGGCCGAGAACCGACCUCUGAUCCAUGUUUUGCCCUCCCCACCCGAGAAGUUGGCCGACCCCAAGGCGGAUGCGGAGCAAUUGCAUGAGUACUACAAGAAGACAGAGAGUUAUUUCAAGGAUGUUGUUCAGGAGUUGGAGAGGAUCCAUGAGAAGAGAUUGGAUCGGUUGGAGGAGUUGGGGGAUAAGGCACGCACGUCGAUUUGGUGGCCUUUUACGCAGCACCAGACUGUCAAAGAUGUUACGGUGAUUGAUUCGGCCUAUGGGGAUAUCAUGACCACCUAUGUCCCACCAACUACCUCGGUCGCGACGACUUCGAAGGAGGAGACUAAGAAGGAAUGGAGGUGGAAAGAGAUGUUUGAUGGAUGUGCCAGUUGGUGGACUCAGGGUCUUGGACACGGAUCGCCUGCAUUAACUCAAUCUGCUGCUUACGCCGCCGGGCGGUACGGACACGUCAUGUUCCCCGAGUGUGCUCACGAGCCCGCUGUCAAGUUGACCGAGACUCUUCUCGAGACUGUUGGUGACGGAUGGGCUUCCAGGGUGUUCUUCUCCGACAACGGAAGUACCGCCAUCGAGGUCGCUCUCAAGAUGGCCUUGAAGGCCAGUCAGGAUCGGUACAUCAACCUCGGAGAAGCCACCGGACGGGUCGAGGUCUUGGGAGUGGACGGAGGAUACCACGGUGACACCAUCGGAGCCAUGAACGCCUGCUCGCCUAAUGUUUAUAACGCCCAAGUCACUUGGUACAAGUCUCAUGGUCAUUGGUUCAGCCCACCCACGGUUGUUUAUAAGGACUCAAAAUUCAAGAUCACGAUCCCUACUGAGAUGACUUCCACCAAGGAGCCUGUCCAGGUUACCAUUGACAACCUGACCUCUGUCUUCACCGAACCUUCCGCAAAAGACCCCCGCCUGGAGAUCUACAGGAACCAUAUCCGCUCGACGUUGGUCCGCCUGACUCGUGACGAGGAGCGAUCAUUUGGCGCGUUGUUGAUGGAACCCGUGUUGAUGGGUGCUGGAGGGAUGGUCUGGGUCGAUCCUGUGUUCCAGAGGACUCUUGUUGAGGAAGUCCGGGCGUUCAAGGGUUUCGGAACUCAGGUGGAGAAGUUCAAGAAUGCGCAUGUUCCUGUGACCAAUCAGUGGAAGGGUUUGCCGGUUGUGUUUGAUGAGGUCUUCAGUGGAUGCUGGCGUCUGGGCCGCAAGUCUGCCGCAGAUAUGCUCCAAGUCAACCCUGAUAUCGCAGCAUACGCAAAAUUGCUGACAGGAGGCUUGGUCACCCUGGCCACAACCCUCACCUCGGACUCGAUCUUCAACAACUUCUUGAGCGAGAACAAGACCGAUGCUCUCCUCCACGGACACUCCUACACCGCUCAUCCAAUCGGAUGCGCAGUCGCCAACACCAGUCUCCAAACCUACCGCCAGAUGGAGUCUCAUGGCGAUGCCGAUAAAGCCCGUCAGGACUGGGGCGCCAUCAACCAUCCUACUAGUGGAAGCAGCUUGGGAGUGUGGAGUCUUUGGGAUCAGCAGGUUGUCGACAAGAUUUCGCGGAUGGAUAUCGUUGAAGGUGUGGUGCCCUUGGGGAGUGUUCUCGCAAUCCAGAUGAGAGAGACGAACGGCCCCUCGGGAUACGCAUCAUUGAUGUCACAGACGGUGCAGCAGAAGAUGAGAGAGACGUCUUCGGUGGAGGAGGGUGAGGGUGCGGAGGUUGCGAUUUUCGGAAGACCGCUGGGCAAUGUUGUGUAUAUGAUUGCGUCGCAGGUUUCAACCAGGGAGCAGCUUGCCAAGGUCGAGAGGAUUCUUUUGAGGACCUUGGAGGGACCUUUGUAG
Linnemannia hyalina is the source of this 2436-nucleotide messenger RNA. Lineage: Eukaryota; Fungi; Mortierellomycota; Mortierellomycetes; Mortierellales; Mortierellaceae. The record is from the annotation of a GenBank genome assembly.